CGACCCCGGGACCGUCCCAGCCUUCCCGGUCGCGGGCCCGCUCGGGGGCGCAGGCGCACUGGCGCGCUCCGGUUCCACGCUCCGGGCCUGUCGCGGCCGCGAGUUCCGGCCGUCGCCGCCGCCGCCGCUCCCGGAGAUCGGUUGCGACGAGUAACGGCGCGGGGACGAGCCCCGCGCCUCCCUCUCCGCCAUGUACCCCAACUGGGGCCGGUAUGGCGGGAGCAGCCACUAUCCGCCGCCGCCGGUCCCGCCGCCGCCGGUGGCGGUUCCGGAGGCCUCGGCAGGGCCCGGCUACUCGAGCGCGGCGCCCGCAUCGUCCGGCUUCCUGAGCUUCCGCGAGCAGCACCUGGCGCAGCUGCAGCAGCUGCAGCAGAUGCACCAGAAGCAGAUGCAGUGCGUGCUGCAGCCGCACCACCCGCCGCCCGCGCCGCCGCCGCCGCCGCCGCCGGGGGGCGCCUACGGGGACUGGCAGCCGCCCGGCCCGGCCCUCAGCUACCAGAAGCAGCAGCAGUACAAGCACCAGCUGCUGCAGCACCCGCGGGACGCGCCCCCCGCCAUGGUGACCAUGGAGCUGGACUCGCCGCCCGCGUCGCCCGCGCCGCAGCCCUACCCGCCGCCCGCCUACUACCCGCCGCCGCAGCCCUUCCCGCCGCCCGCGCAGCCGUCGCCCGCGCAGUCCCCGCCGCAGCCGCCGCCCGCCUUCCCGCCGCCCGCCUUCCCGCCGCCCGCGCCGCCCCGCGCCAAGGCCCCGCUGCUGCCCGCGCCCCCCGGGCCCCCCGCGCCGGAGCCCCCAGACCCGCAGCCCGAACCGGACCCGUCCACCAUGACCCCGCAGGAGCAGCAGCAGUAUUGGUAUCGACAGCACUUGCUUAGUCUGCAACAGAGGACGAAAGUGCAUUUACCAGGACACAAGAAGGGCCUCACGACAGCAAAGAGCUCCCCUGAGCCUGUGAAAGAAGAAGCUCCCAUACCAUCCAGCAGUAAAGUUCUAGAGGCCACUUCCUCCAAGGAGUCCCCCUUACCGCCACCUAGUGAGGACGUGCCUCCUGUCCCGCCGGAGGAGCCCAAGUCUGAGGACCCUGAAGAAGACGCCAGGUUAAAACAGUUGCAGGCCGCAGCCGCGUACUGGCAGCAGCACCAGCAGCACCGCGUGGGCUUCCAUUACCAGGGGAUAAUGCAGAAGCACACCCAGCUCCAGCAGAUCCUGCAGCAGUACCAGCAAAUCAUCCAGCAGCCUCCCCACAUGCAGACCAUGUCUAUAGAUUUACAAUUACGACAUUGUGAGAUGCAGCAGCAACAGUUUCAACACCUUUACCAAGAAUGGGAUCAAGAGUUCCAGCUGUGGGAGGAACAGCUGCAUUUGUAUCCUCACAAAGAUCAGCUGCAGGAGUAUGAGAAGCAGUGGAGAACCUGGCAGGGCCAUAUGAAGGCCACACAGACCUAUCUCCAGGAGAAAGUCAAUUCAUUUCAGAACCUGAAGAACCAGUACAUGGGGAACAUGUCAGUGCCGCCUCCUUUUGUCCCCUAUUCUCAGCUGCCUCCCCCUCCACCCACCAUGCCUCCUCCGGUCCUGCCCCCGUCACUGCCCCCACCUGUGAUGCUCCCUGCCCUACCAGCGUCAUUGCUACCACCUGGCAUGCCCCCACCCGUGAUGCCACCAUCGUUACCGACCUCUGUGCCCCCACCGGUGAUGCCACCGUCUCUCUCUUCAACAGGGCCACCACCGGUGCUCCCCCCACCUUCCCUGUCUUCUGCAGGUCCACCACCAGUUCUUCCUCCCCCAUCUCUGUCUUCAACUGCACCUCCACCUGUCAUGUCCCUCCCACCAUUGUCUUCAGCCACACCUCCUCCCGGAAUACCUCCCCCCGGGGUCCCGCAGGGGAUCCCUCCUCAGUUAACAGCGGCCCCAGUUCCCCCAGCCUCCAGUUCUCAGAGCUCACAGGUUCCAGAGAAACCUAGACCACCACUGCUGCCCACUCCUGUGUCUUUUGGUUCAGCCCUACCCUCCACUUACCAUCCUCCAUUGCAGUCAGAGCAAGUGAAUUCUAAAGCUUCUAUGAGCAAAUCUUCUCUGGCGUUCAGUCCAUUCUCCUCAGAGCAAGGACUUGGGGAACCUUCAGCUGCUUCGUCUCAGCCAGUCACCGCGGUCAAGGACAUGCCAGUGAGGUCAGGUGGACUGCUUCCAGACCCUCCUCGAAGCAGUUACUCAGAAGGUCCAAGAGGUCCAAGAUUUGAUGGUCCUCGAAGAUUUGAGGAUUUAGGUUCAAGGUGUGAAGGACCGAGACCCAAAGGGCCUCGUUUUGAAGGAAAUCGCCCCGAUGGGCCGAGACCCAGAUAUGAAGGUCAGCCAGCAGAGGGCACUAAGAGCAAAUGGGGGCUGAUUCCCCGGGGGCCAGCGUCUCAGUUUUAUAUUACCCCCAAUACAUCUGUAAGUCCUCGACAGAGUGGACCUCAGUGGAAAGCCCCCAAAGCAGCAUUUGGACAGCUACCGCAGCAGCAGCAGCCUGAGCCACAAGCAGAACCUCUUUCAGGAAACAAAGAGCCGUUAGCAGACACCACUAGUAACCAGCAGAAGACUUUAACCAUGCAGUCAACUGCCUUUCCCAGUGCAGCAGAUGCAAAGGAGGCCAAGGAGGCCAAGGAGGCCCAGUCAAAUGAGAAUCUAAGCGGCUCUCAGCAAGAGUCACCCAAAAGCAAAGUCUCCAAAGGUCCCAUAAAACCUUCUAAGUGGGACCAGUGUCCCCAGAGUAUGGCGAUGGCAGCAAUGGACAAAGCCCAAACUGUUACUCAGACUGUACCCCUUGCAAAUAAACCUGUACUUACUCAGUCUUCUUUUUCCUCAAAAGCAGGGGGGAUGGAGGGAGGACCAGCAGUGGCAACAUCAUCAUCGUUAACUGCAGAUAAUGAUUUCAAACCUUUGGGCCUGAGUAGUCUGCCCCAUUCAGAAACCAACCAAGAAAAAGGGCCGCCCUGUCCAGAUGACAGAGAUAGUAGGGUAGAUGGCAGUCGAGGCAGCAGCUCGUCUUACAGAGCUGCUGGGCAAAGCAGAGUGGAAGACUCACAGGACAAAGGACUAGCAGGUAGAGGGCGAGACCAGCCAGUCAGCCAUGACCCAGGGCUGGUCAAACAAGAAGACUUCCAAGAUACGAUGGUGACUAGGAAAGAAGACAGUCGAGAGAAGAUGAGCAGAGGGGAAGGUAGCCGGGACCGAGGGCUGGUGAGGUCAGGGAGCAGUCGGGAGAAAGUACCAGGUAGUCUGCAAGGCAGCCAGGACAGGGGGAGAGCUGGCAGCAGAGAAAGGGGCCCAACCAGGAGAGCUGGGAGCCAGGAGAGAGGACCCCCUCGAAGGGCCGGGAGCAGGGAAAGAGCACCAGCCCGGAGAGCUGGGAGCAGGGAGAGGGCACUGCCCCGUGGACCUGGCAGUCGGGAAAGAGGGCUGGGGAGACCUGAUUUGGGCCGGGAUAGAGGGCCGUUUAGACCAGAACCUGGGGAUGGUGGGGAAAAGAUGUAUCCCUACCACCGAGAUGAGCCUCCUUGUGCUCCAUGGAGUCACGGAGAAGACAGAGGGCACGAAGAGUUCCCAUUGGAUGGCAGAAAUGCUCCAGUGGAACGUGAAAGACUUGAUGACUGGGAUAGAGAUAGAUAUUGGAGAGAAUGUGAACGAGACUAUCAAGACGACACCCUUGACCCAUAUAACAGAGAGGACAGGUUCUCAGCACCACCGGCCCGUUCUCACGAUGGAGAUAGACGAGGCCCUUGGUGGGAUGACUGGGAGAGAGAUCAGGAUAUGGAUGAUGACUACAACAGGGACAUGGACAGGGACGUGGACCGGAUCGGAAGACCCAUGGAUGUGUAUGACAGAAAUUUGGAUAGUGAGUGGGACAGAGAUUAUGGGAGACCGAUGGAUGAACAAGAAUCACAGUUUCGUGAACGGGACAUUCCAUCUCUUCCACCUCUGCCACCCCUUCCGCCUCUUCCACCUCUGGAUAGAUACCGAGACGACAGAUGGAGAGAAGAAAGAAAUCGAGACCAUGGCUACGACCGAGAUUUCCGUGAUAGGGGUGAGUUGAGGAUCCGAGAGUAUCCAGAAAGAGGAGACACGUGGCGGGAAAAGCGCGACCACGUGCCCGACAGAAUGGACUGGGAAAGAGAGCGGUUGUCAGACAGAUGGUACCCGUCUGAUGUGGACAGACAUUCCCCCCUGGCGGAGCCCAUGUCCUCACAUCGUUCUUCUGAAAUGAUGGGGUCGGAUGCAAACUUAGACUCUGACCAAGGCCUUGGAGGGGUAAUGGUUCUCAGUCAGAGGCAGCACGAAAUCAUUUUGAAAGCUGCACAAGAACUGAAAAUGCUUCGGGAACAGAAAGAACAGCUUCAGAAGAUGAAAGAUUUUGGAUCUGAGCCCCAGAUGCCCGACCAUCUGCCACCCCAGGAGUCAAGAUUCCAGAACACAUCAAGACCCGCAGUGUAUCUGCCUCCAGGGUCCUAUAGGCCACCCCCUCCUCAGAGUAAGCCAAAGCGGCCAAUCCUAAGGCCGUCCAUCCUAGCAGCAAGAUUGUCUGCGCCUGUGACCCGGCCGCCUCUCCCAAUACCGCCACCCCUGCCCCCACCUCCCCCUCCUCCGCCUCCUCCAGCCAUGAUGAAGCCACCGGCAUCAGGUAUGGAACAGGAACGCUGGGAUGAAGACUCUUUCUAUGGCCUCUGGGAUACAAAUGAGGAACAAGGACUGAAUUCAGAAUUUAAAGCAGACGGUGCAGCCAUCCCAUCUGCGGCAGUGUUGCCACCCCCACCCAUACACCCCUCCAUCCCGCCUCCUGGCCCACUGCCCCUGGGCCUGCCGCCCAUGUCCAAGCCGCCGCCAGUGCAGCAGACUGUGGACUACGGCCACGGCAGAGACAUGCCCACUAAUAAAGUUGAACAGAUACCCUAUGGAGAAAGAAUAACUCUGCGCCCAGAUCCAAUACCUGAAAGAUCAGCUUUUGAGACAGAGCACAUGGGUCAACGUGAUCGUUACGAUAGAGACAGAGAUCGUGAGCCUUACUUUGAUCGUCCAAGUAAUGUCAUGUCAGAUCAUAGAGAUUUCAAAAGAGAUCGAGAGACACAUAGAGAUCGAGAUCGUGGUGUUAUCGACUAUGACCGGGAUCGAUUUGACAGAGAACGCCGGCCUCGAGAUGAUAGGACUCAGUCAUAUCGAGACAAAAAAGAUCAUUCCUCAUCUAGAAGAGGGGGCUUUGAGAGACCAUCUUAUGACCGGAAGUCUGACCGACCAGCUUACGAAGGACCGUCCAUGUUUGGAGGAGAACGAAGAGCAUAUCCUGAAGAGCGAAUGCCCUUACCUGCUCCCUCACUGAGCCACCAGCCCCCUCCAGCUCCACGCGGUGAGAAAAAGCCUGAAUCUAAGAAUGUGGAUGAUAUUCUGAAACCACCUGGCCGAGAGAGCAGACCUGAGAGAAUCGUUGUUAUCAUGAGAGGGUUACCUGGCAGUGGAAAGACACAUGUUGCAAAACUUAUUCGGGAUAAGGAGGUAGAAUUUGGCGGCCCUGCACCCAGAGUUCUAAGCCUAGAUGAUUACUUCAUCACUGAAGUAGAAAAAGAAGAAAAAGAUCCAGAUUCUGGGAAGAAAGUGAAAAAGAAGGUGAUGGAGUAUGAAUAUGAAGCCGAGAUGGAGGAGACCUACCGCAGCAGCAUGUUCAAAACUUUCAAGAAGACUCUGGAUGACGGCUUUUUCCCCUUCAUCAUCCUGGACGCCAUCAAUGACAGAGUUAGACAUUUUGACCAGUUUUGGAGUGCAGCGAAGACCAAAGGAUUUGAGGUAUAUUUGGCUGAAAUGAGUGCAGAUAACCAGACUUGUGGCAAAAGAAAUAUUCAUGGAAGAAAGCUAAAAGAAAUAAAUAAGAUGGCUGACCACUGGGAGGCAGCGCCUCGCCACAUGAUGCGCCUGGACAUCCGCUCUCUGCUGCAGGACGCUGCUAUUGAGGAAGUAGAGAUGGAAGAUUUUGAUGCAAAUAUCGAAGAACAGAAGGAUGAAAAGAAAGAUGCAGAGGAAGAGGAAAGCGAACUGGGUUACAUUCCGAAAAGCAAAUGGGAGAUGGACACAUCUGAGGCAAAGCUAGACAAGUUGGAUGGCUUGAGAACUGGUACUAAAAGAAAACGUGACUGGGAGGCGAUCGCCAGCAGAAUGGAGGACUAUCUCCAGCUCCCUGAUGACUAUGAUACCCGCGCUUCUGAGCCUGGAAAGAAGAGGGUGAGAUGGGCAGAUCUGGAAGAGAAGAAGGAUGCAGAUAGGAAAAGGGCCAUAGGUUUUGUGGUCGGACAGACUGAUUGGGAGAAGAUCACAGAUGAAAGUGGUCACCUGGCUGAAAAAGCCCUCAAUCGAACCAAAUAUAUAUGAGACUAAGUUUUUGAAUGGAGUCAUUGUUCCUCUAAGGUGGUUCGCUGUGAGGUGACUGAAGCCACGGGCCCUGCAGCUUCGUUGUGUGUCACCUUGCUUCUACGUUUUCAGUUUUGAUUUUGUUUCUACUACUUUAGUUUUUUAAGCCCUCCAGUGUCCCCAAGAGGUAUUAGCAUCUUGCUGUACCCAAGCAAGACAUGAUUUUUCUUUCUAACUACUUUGGGGAGGGGGAGUAGCGUAACUGCUGACCCAGGUGGGGGUCUGCCGGUGGAUUCCAACAGAAAGCUGUUCUUCCUCCGCUGUACAGUGUCACAGACCCUCUCUCACCCUCGCUUUGUGGCUGUUUUUGUUUUUUUACUGUAUGUAACUGGUAGCUGAUUGUACUAGUAUUAAAAACAAUAAACUUUCACUAUAAAGCCAA
Molecule: messenger RNA, 6809 nt
Organism: Erinaceus europaeus (western European hedgehog)
Lineage: Eukaryota; Metazoa; Chordata; Mammalia; Eulipotyphla; Erinaceidae
Gene: YLPM1
Product: YLP motif containing 1
Exons: 21
Coding region: 191-6388 (2065 amino acids)
Biological process (GO): regulation of telomere maintenance
Cellular component (GO): nucleus
Source: RefSeq, a predicted model, not a curated record